AUGUCGACCUCCCUUUCUGAGGGCUACGAACAAACUCAACGAGGCGGCACAAAAGCAUGGGAGGAGACUUUCAUGAAAAUGCAUGUUGAUUCCUACAAGGAGGUAGAAGGCCGAGGCUUGACUACCAAAAUCGCCAAAAAUCUGCUAAAUAUGGAACGGAAUCGCUACGUGGAUGUACUACCAUUCGAUCAAUGCCGCGUUGUGCUUGGUUCAAGUACCGACGAAGAUGACUCUUACAUCAAUGCUUCUCCUGUUUCAAUAAAGCAAGCACACAGAAACUACAUUCUUGCUCAGGGGCCUCUUGAAAAUACCUGCAAUGAUUUUUGGCAAAUGGUUUGGGAACAGAACGUGCCAGCAGUUAUAAUGCUGAAUAAGGUUAUGGAGAGCGGUCGUCACAAGUGCGCUGUUUAUUUCCCAUCAAAGAAUGAACGUGAGGUGGAAUUCGACGACUUUACUGCAGAAUUGGAAAGCGAAGAGCAGCAUCACAAUUUUGUUGUGCGAUGGAUUUAUCUGAAAAGGAACGACGAAGGGGAUGCUUCCCGACGUAAGAUUUUGCACGUGCAGUAUACAGAAUGGCCAGAUUUUGGAGUGCCUGCUUCAACGAAAUGCUUUCUUAAUAUGCUUGCUUUCAUAAAAGAACAGAACGUGCUGAGUGUUAAAGACGACGAUCCUCCGUGCGUCGUGCAUUGUUCUGCGGGUAUUGGUCGAUCGGGGUCAUUCAUCAUUGUUGAUGGAGUAUUACGAAUGCUCGAGUUGGGCAUGGCUGAAUCUGAUAUAUCUCUGAACAAACUACUUGUAGAUCUCAGAUGUCAGCGUUUUGGGCUAAUUCAAACACCGCAACAGCUCAUGUUCAGCUGGCACGCAAUAGUGGACGCUAUUGAGCAGAAGACCGAUUCUCCGGUGUCUACUUCUGAGUCCACAUUGAAUGGAACAGAUUCGGAGUCAAUCUCGCUCAUAGAAAGAAAGAACAAACGGAAAACCGAAGAAAAGGUUGACAACACAUUGGACGAUCGCCUGGCUAAACGACGUGAGAUGGUGGCACGUAUGGUGGCUCGUAGUCGUGAGUCGGAAGCUGCUAGGCGAGGCCUUGUUGGAAAUGUCGCAAACCAUAUGGGCAUCAGUACUGGAGCAGUAUACGCUGGUGGUGCUUUGAUUCUAGCAGUUGUGAUCGGCUACUACGCUUAUAGACGAUGA
Ostertagia ostertagi is the source of this 1194-nucleotide messenger RNA. Lineage: Eukaryota; Metazoa; Nematoda; Chromadorea; Rhabditida; Trichostrongylidae. The record is from the annotation of a GenBank genome assembly.